AUGCCGUUUACCGGACAUUUGAAGUUGACCAUCGUCGAAGCCACUGGUCUUCAGCCAACUGAACUGUCACUUCGCAACUCGAUUAUUAAAAAUCCAAAUAUAGACCCUUAUGUUGACAUAUCGGUCGACGAUUCACAAGAAGUUGGCAGGACUACCGUAAAAAUGCGCACUUCUGAUCCAAAAUGGAAUGAAGUAUUCACAUGUAAUCUAAUUGACGCAAACAAUCUUCAACUGACCGUCUUUGACAAGUCAGUUUUUCCUGAAGACGAUUUUGUCGCAAACUUCUCUAUGCUAUUUGACGACUUGCCCCAACCAAGAAACGAUGCAUUUGAUUUUUGGGUGAAUCUUGAACCAAAGGGCAAGCUGCAUAUUCUGGUUCACUUGUCAAAGAAACCAGUGUUUUUACCAACAAGAGAGUUUAAAGAACGUUUUGCGUUUGGACUCGACAAAAAACGAAGAGGUGCAAUUCGAGGACGAGUUUAUCAGGUGAAAGGUCACAAGUUUAUGGCCACUGUACUGCUUCAGCCGAAGCAGUGCUCUCACUGUCGGGACUUUAUCUGGGGACUUAAGGGAUAUCAAUGUCAAGUUUGCACGUUGACUGCCCAUGAAAAAUGCUAUCUAGAGGUACUGUCAAAAUGUUUUGGAGCCAAGGAAUGCGACGAUAGUGAUAAAAAGAGAGCUUUCAAGUUGAACAUUCCACAUCGCUUUGAUUUUAACACCUACAUGAUACCUACGUUUUGUGAUCACUGCGGCUCUUUGCUGUUUGGCUUACACCACCAGGGUCUCCAAUGUGAAGAAUGCAAAAUGAAUGUGCACAAGAACUGCCUUAAAAAUGUGAAAAAUACCUGUGGCAUUGAUAUUAAACAGUUUAGUGAUGAGCUUGGCAGGUUAGGCAUCAACAAAGCAAGUGCGGAUUCUAUGGAGAAGAAAAAACCGUUUCAGUCGUCAGUGGGCUACUAUAGUAUUGAUGAUUUCAGUUUUCUCAAAGUCAUUGGAAAGGGCAGUUUUGGCAAAGUGAUGCUCGCCAAGCUGAAGAAGACUGACCAGGUUUACGCUGUGAAGGUACUGAGAAAAGACACCUUUCUACAGAAUAUUAGCUGUGAUGUGGAGUGCGCUAUGUCAGAGAAGCGCGUACUUAUUCUGGCCACGCAGCACCCGUUCCUUGUCUCACUGCACUCCUGCUUUCAGACUGAAGAUCGUCUAUUUUUCGUAAUGCAAUACGUCAGCGGUGGAGAUUUGAUGUUUCACAUGCAAAAAGCGGGCAAAUUUAAUGAGGCUCGAGCCCGAUUUUAUGCUGUUGAAGUGACACUGGCUUUGCUUUUUCUGCAUCGAAACAACGUCAUUUACCGAGACUUAAAGCUGGACAAUGUUCUCCUCGAUGCUGACGGUCACUGUAAACUUGUUGAUUUUGGUAUGUGCAAGGAAAAUGUUACCAGUAGUCGGAAGACGUCCACUUUUUGCGGCACUCCAGACUAUAUUGCCCCGGAAAUUUUGAAAGAACUCGAUUAUGGUCCAAGUGUUGACUGGUGGUCUCUAGGUGUUUUACUUUACGAAAUGAUGCUCGGACAGCCGCCAUUUCAAUCUGACAACGAGGACGACUUGUUUAAGGCAAUUCUCGAAGACUCUGUUCCAUAUCCAACGUGGCUUUCCAAACAAGCAGAUUCAAUUUUAAAAGGGCUUCUCACCAAAGAUCCAGCAACACGUUUGGGCUGUGCACAAUUUGAAGCAGACAAUGAAAUAAAAAGUCAUCCCUUCUUUCGAGACGUGGACUGGAGUGCUAUGGAAGCAAAAAAGAUAAAGCCUCCAUUCCAACCUCAAAUCAAUUCCACAUGUGAUGUGACCAAUUUCGACACAAGUUUCACUCGACAAGAGACACUUCUCACACCGACAAAUUCUGAGAUGAUCAGUUCAAUUGAUCAGGAUGAAUUCAAAGGCUUUUCAUUUACCAAUAUAUAA
Rhagoletis zephyria (snowberry fruit fly) is the source of this 1956-nucleotide messenger RNA. The record is from RefSeq and is a predicted model, not a curated record. NCBI's taxonomy places the organism in Eukaryota, Metazoa, Arthropoda, Insecta, Diptera, Tephritidae.